CGGUGUCGUCCAGGCCGGUGCCGCGUCUACAGGGAGGCUGGAGGGGGUGGUUUGGCCGGGGUGGUCCUGAUAACGUACUUUUUGGAACACCCGUAAUUUCAGGUCUGCAAGAUGUCUGUGACCUACGUCAAGAAAAGCUUUAUAAAGCUUUCCCAUGCUAAGCAAGAUACCUUGCUAAAAAUGUCCAUCUUGACAAUCGCCGCUAUCCUGGCAUUUUCCAGUCGUCUUUUCUCUGUCCUUCGCUUUGAAGCAGUCAUUCAUGAGUUUGAUCCUUACUUUAAUUAUAGAACCACAAGGUACCUUGCAGAAGAGGGGUUCUACAAGUUUCACAACUGGUUUGAUGAUCGGGCAUGGUAUCCAUUGGGUCGGAUCAUAGGUGGCACCAUCUACCCAGGCUUGAUGGUCACAUCAGCAGUGCUCUACCACAUCUUGCACUUCCUGCACAUCACAGUGGAGGUGCGGCACAUCUGCGUGUUCCUGGCGCCGCUCUUCUCCAGCCUGACUACGCUGGUGACGUACGCGCUGACGCGCGAGCUGCAGGAUGCCGGCGCCGGCCUUGUGGCCGCCGCGCUCGUGGCCAUUGUGCCCGGCUACAUCAGCCGCUCUGUGGCCGGCUCCUACGACAACGAGGGCAUCGCCAUCUUCUGCAUGCUGCUCACCUACCUGCUCUGGAUCCGCGCCGUCAAGACGGGCACGCUCUUCUGGGCCACGCUCUGCGCCAUCGCCUACUUCUACAUGGUCUCCUCCUGGGGCGGCUACGUCUUCCUCAUCAACAUCAUCCCGCUGCACGUGCUGACGCUGAUGGUGAUGGGGCGCUUCUCGCACCGUGUGUACGUGGCCUACUCGUGCGUCUACUGCCUGGGCACCAUGCUGUCGAUGCAGAUCUCCUUCGUCGGCUUCCAGCCCGUGCAGAGCUCCGAGCACAUGGCCGCGUUCGGCGUGUUCGGCCUCUGUCAGCUGAUGGCUUUCGUCAACUACGUGCGCUCGAGGCUGAGCGGCGAACAGUUCGAGACGCUGCUGCGCAGCCUGCUGACGCUGUGCGCCGCACUGCUGGUGAUGCUGGCCGUUCUGCUGGCCGCCACCGACAAGAUCUCGCCGUGGACGGGGCGCUUCUACUCGCUGCUGGAUCCGUCGUACGCCAAGAACCACAUCCCGAUCAUCGCGUCCGUGUCGGAGCACCAGCCGACCGCCUGGAGCUCCUUCUACUUCGACUUUCAGGUGCUGAUGUUCCUCUUCCCAGUCGGCCUCUACUUCUGCUUCUCGAAGCUGGACGACUCGCGCGUCUUCAUCAUCCUGUACGCGGCCACCAGCCUGUAUUUCUCUGGCGUGAUGGUGCGCCUGAUGCUCGUACUAGCGCCUGUCAUGUGCAUCAUCUCCGGCAUCGCCGUCUCCAGCCUGCUGACCAUCUACAUGCGCGAGAUCGUCACGAUGGACCGGGCCGCCGCCGCCAGCGGCCACGACAAAAAGCGCUCCAAGUUCGAGGGCAACUACUUCUACCGCAGCGAGGUGGCCAACCUCUUCGUCUGCAUGAUGGCCGGCAUGCUGGUGUUCUACGGCUUCCACUGCACCUGGGUAACGUCCGAGGCGUACAGCUCGCCCUCGAUCGUGCUGUCGGCCAAGUACGACGGCGAGCGCAUCAUCUUCGAUGACUUCCGGGAGGCGUACUACUGGCUGCGACAGAACACCCCCGAGGACGCUCGGGUCAUGAGCUGGUGGGACUACGGCUACCAGAUCACGGCCAUGGCCAACCGAACCAUCAUCGUGGACAACAACACCUGGAACAACACGCACAUCUCGCGCGUGGGUCAGGCCAUGGCCAGCAGCGAGCAGCACGCGUACGGCAUUAUGCGCGAGCUGGACGUCGACUACGUGCUGAUCAUCUUCGGCGGCUUCACCGGCUACUCCAGCGACGACAUCGCCAAGUUCCUCUGGAUGGUGCGCAUCGGCGGCUCCACCGACCGCGGCGCGCACAUUCACGAAAAGGACUACUACACGUCGUCGGGCGAGUUCCGCAUCGACGCGCAGGGCUCGCCCACCAUGCUCAACAGCCUGAUGUACAAAAUGUGCUACUACAGAUUCGGCCAGGUGUACACGGAACGGAGCCGGCCGCCCGGCUGGGACCGCGUGAGGAACGCCGAGAUCGGCAACAAGAACUUCGAGCUGGACGUGCUGGAGGAGGCGUACACCACUGAGCACUGGAUCGUCCGCAUCUACAAGGUCAAGGACCUGCCCAACCGAGGCUAGGUGGCGACGUGGAGCGGUGCCGGCGAGGGCCGGGACGGCCAGUUACGGCUCGCUCAGAGUGAUGCUGCGGGGGCGCUCGACAGUGACGAGAGUACAGAUAUCCGUGAUUGGGUGUAAGCUAAGGUGAUGUGUUGUUGUAUGGGAUAUGCCGUAUAUUUCUAAGAUUCGCCGUUUCGUUUUGCUUGCUCGAGUGUUCACGUGACGCUUGCUUUGCUUGCUUUUCCACUAGGACUAGAGGGUGCACUGAAGGCCUUAUCCAUGCCGUCUCCCAGCCAGCUUGUUAACCAGAUGAGGUUGGCCUCCCCACCUGGACUCCUCUUCGUCGCAUUUGAACCAUAGCCUCCAGCCCUGCCCGUUUUGGUUUAUCGCCCCGACCGCUGGGCCAUUUGUCCACCCCAGUUGCGAAGGGCCCGUCUAGUGGCUCGUGCCGGCGGACGUGGCGACGGCAGCAGGGGUGUGGCCGGUGCCCUACGGAGCAGCGACGUGACAUCUCGCCGCGGCGGUGCUCCUCCACCUGACAGCAUAUCACGCUCCCUCUGUCUCCAGAUGUGUGUCAUGUUGCACGGCUUCUUUCAGUGAUACGAUUCUGUUGCGCUCGCGUAUGAUCGGCUUAGAUAAGUGUGGCUCGAGGCGAGACUGUCGGUGGCUCCGGGCGCGGACCCUCGCGCGUGCUUAGUUUGGGGGUGGGGCGCAGACCGAGCGGCAUCACGCUCUCUCACUAACGUCCGCUGAGAGCUCGCGGCCCGUGGCGGCGCACGGGCGCGCCUGGUGAUUAUUUGCUGCACACUCGCGCCGGUGUGGAGCGCUGCAAUGAGGAUGGCGGGCACGUUGGAUGGAUUGGCGCGCGGUGCGGCCGUGCCCUCGGGCGUUCCCGCGGGCGCCCGCAUCGGAGUCAGCACUCAGGCCGGCCCUGCCGAGUCAGACCAGCGCUGGGUCAUGCCUGCACCGCUGUCACACUCCUGCCACUGUCCCUGGCCACGACCAGCCCAUUGUUCGGGGACAGCUCACUCGGUCGGCCGUGUGCUCCUUCCCUCCCCUGGACUCUCCCUGGACCAGACGCCGCGGGACCACCUCUGUCACCGUCUGCUUGGAAGUGGCCCAUCGGCAGUGGGGCAGCCGUCACCCGGUGACAGAAUGUGUGCGGUGUUCACGGGCUUGCCGAGACAAAUAAAGCGGCUUGGCGGCCGGGA
Messenger RNA from Pollicipes pollicipes, 3434 nucleotides. Its product is annotated as dolichyl-diphosphooligosaccharide--protein glycosyltransferase subunit STT3A. Gene Ontology annotation, biological process: post-translational protein modification. Lineage: Eukaryota; Metazoa; Arthropoda; Thecostraca; Pollicipedomorpha; Pollicipedidae. The record is from RefSeq and is a predicted model, not a curated record. Gene Ontology annotation, cellular component: membrane. The transcript is spliced from 4 exons. Gene Ontology annotation, molecular function: dolichyl-diphosphooligosaccharide-protein glycotransferase activity. The coding region runs from base 112 to 2244 and encodes 710 amino acids.